GCGGUGUCUCGAUCGGUCCCGUUGGCUCGAGCGCUCGGCGCGAGCUCGCGCGAAUCCUCGCUUCCGUGAUGGCCGCCCUGAGUCCCUGAGUCCGCGGCAUCCGCGGAUCCCGCGGGGCAUCUAGUCGACGGCCAUGGGUACGCAAAAACCAGGGGAAUGGGCCAAUUGGCUGAUCACAAGAUUCGAGGAACAGCUGCCUUGCCGAGCGGGUCCCCAGAGCACGCAUUCCCGCAUGAACGAGGAGAAAAAUAAAAAAUGUCUCAUCCAAAUAUCCCGAUACCGUUUCUCCCUGGUGAUAUCCGGCCUGACGAAAAUGCUGCAGCGGGUCAACGAGUUGAUUCCCUGUACCGGCGGUCAGCGUUCCUUUCAUUGCACCGACCAGGACCGUCAUUGUUACGAGUCCAUUGUCAUCGUCCUCGACACCCUGGAGCGGUGCUUGAGCAACCAGCCCAAAGACACGACCAAAUUCGACGAGGCUAUGAAUGUCAAGUUACUGCUCAGAGAGAUCUGCCAGUUUAUCGAUAUAUCUAACGAUGGCCCUCAACAUGCUCAUCUCAAGAAUCUAGCGAGUAAGGUUCUCUUCGCUUUGAGUCUAAACUUUUUCAACGCCGUGUUCAACCGGAUCUCGGCUCGUCUUCAGGAAUUGUCAGUCUGCAGCGACGAAAAUCCGGAUUACGGGGACAUCGAACUGAUUCAGCAUAUCAACGUGGACGUUCACCGACUUACAAGGCUAUUAAACGAGACUAUACAAAAGUUUCGACAGUUGAAGAAGUCGGCGCACCUCGUUUUGGCGAAUUCCUUGGAAAAAGCGAUUUGGAAUUGGAUGGACACGUAUCCCCAGGAAUUCGCGGAUCUUCAGAAACGGCCUAAUGAGGAUUUAGGGAAAGCAUGUGGCGAGCUUUUCGAUAUUCUGGACACAUUUGCAGACAACAAAAAGGGACGAGCCGCGGUUAUUUGGCCUCUACAAAUUAUGCUCCUGAUUUUAUCUCCUAAAGUUCUGGAGGAAAUCGUUAACGCGGAUUCUGGGGCACCGUGCUCCCCUAAACAUUCGAAGAAGAAGCAAUUUAUUGACAGCGUGAAGCGGGGCCUAGGAGUUCACGGUAGUUCCAGCAGGCAACUCGCAGAAGCUGCAGCUGUCACCUGCGUAAAGCUUUGCAAAGCUUCCACAUAUAUAAACAACUUAGAUUCCAACAAUGUGAUUUUCGCCCUUGUGCAACACGUUAUAAACGACCUAACCGCGUUGCUCUUCAACCCCUGCAAGCCUUUUUCCAGGGGUCAGAGCUACGUCGCCCAAGACACCGACCUAAUGAUAGACUGUUUUGUCAGCUGUUUUCGCAUCAAGCCUCACAACAACGAAGUACUUAAAGUUUGCCUCAAUUUGAACUCACCCUCUACGUAUCAAUUUGUACUUGUUAGCUCGUUAUACAGAAUCGUUACGCAACCAAGACUGUCCUGGUGGCCUCAAAUAGACCUCGUGUACUCUCGCAGUGCAGAGUUGCGAAGUAUGUUCACGGAUACUUUGAAUAAAGUUACGCAAAGUUAUAUAUCACCGACGCCGUUACGAAUGAUUCAAAGUUUAACACUCAAAGGUAAAGAGCAGAGCAAGUACCGCGAUCGGGGAGAGGAGGUUUCUAGUUAUAGGAAUCUGCUCCUGUGGAUGGUACGGCUAAUACAUGCUGAUCCGAUGUUAAUGUUGAACAAUCAAGGGAAAGCAGGACAUGAGAUCCAGAGUUCAACUUUAGAACUGAUCAAUGGAUUGGUAUCUCUGGUGCAUCAACCGACCAUGCCAGAUAUCGCACACGAAGCGAUGGAGGCUUUACUGGUGCUCCACCAUCCAGAUAAAAUUAGAGUUUGGAAUCCAGAAGCUCCUAUCAAUACGUUUUGGGACGUUAGCUCCCAAGUGUUGUUCUCGAUAUCGCAGAAAUUAAUUCAGCAUCAGAUAGUUAAUUAUACAGAUAUUUUGAAGUGGCUCCGAGAGAUCCUCAUGCGUAGAAAUGCAUUUCUUUCGCAGAACAAAGAUUAUGCUAAUGUAGGCAGUCAAAUCGCCAUCUGCAAGCAAGCACAUAUUAAGCUUGAGGUAGUGUUCUUCAUGUACCUGUGGAGUAUCGACAUGGAGGCCGUUCUAGUCGCAAUGUCUUGCUUUGCUCUUCUUUGCGAGGAGGCUGAAAUCCGCUGUGGGAGCGACGAGGUUGCUGUAACUUGUCUGCUUCCUAAUUACCAUCUAUAUGUCGAAUUGGCUCAAGCUUCGACAGUAUUAACAACUGCCAGCGGUGAAAGUAGGAUUUGUUAUCACGAGCACAAUCAUGGACGUGCAGCACUGCAAAAAAGGAUCAUGGCGUUGCUUAGAAAGAUAGAGCACUGCGUGAACGGUGUCCAACCCGCUUGGGAAGAAACGUUCAGAAACUGGGAGUCCACCUCGCGGCAGCUGUCGAAUUAUCCAAAGACAAAGGCCGAAGAUGGACAAUUGGAAUCCUUUCAUCGUAUCACUGGGAAACGUAGAGCAUCGCAUCAGAACUCGGAACAUGAAUUGGAAGAGCAAAUUAAUGAGUGGGCGAACAUGACGGGAUUUUUGUGUUCUCUCGGAGGCGUUUGCCUUCAAAGACGAUCUUCGGGAAGACCCAUAUCGGGUACAUUGACAAAUCCCGAGCCCAAGAAAAGCUCGACGAAACAAGAUUCUCCAGCCUGUUUAACCAACCCUAGCCAAGAUGUCCAGUAUUGUCCAGUCACCCAGUUCGUUUUCAAUCUCUUACGACUUUUGAUAUGUAAUAACGAAAAGUUUGGAGCACAAAUUCAUAAACACGUGAAAGAGUUGGUCGGACACGAAAUGAGCCCAGCUCUUUAUCCUAUACUCUUUGACCAAAUUAAGAGCAUUGUUGAGAAGUUUUUUGAUCAGCAAGGCCAAGUGAUCGUUACUGAUGUAAACACGCAAUUUAUAGAACAUACGAUAUUCAUAAUGAAAAAUGUCUUGGAUUCGAAAACAGAUCAGCCAUCCGAGUAUCUCGGGAUGACUAGCAUUGAAGGAAUGAUGCUGGCUAUUGUCAGAUAUGUACGACAUCUUGACAUGACAGUACACGCGAUACAUAUCAAGACUAAGCUUUGUCAGUUGGUGGAAGCAAUGAUGAAGAGACGAGAUGACUUGGCAUUUCGACAGGAAAUGAAAUUUAGAAAUAAAUUAGUGGAGUACCUCACGGAUUGGGUAAUGGGCGCAACACAUCAAAUUGCGCCAUCAAGUGUUGAAGAUGUUACAAUAAUUACUAGUGUGUAUUCUAGGGACCUGGAUCAGGCCUGUAUGGAAGCAGUUGGAGCAUUAUUACGUGGACUACCUCUGCAACCAGAAGAAUCGGAUCGUGGUGAUCUAAUGGACGCAAAAUCGCAGCUUUUCCUAAAAUAUUUUACCUUGUUCAUGAAUCUACUCAAUGACUGUAAUGAUGCCGCGACCGAAGAGAAGGACGUUGUUUCCAGGCAGCGAUUCACGACUGGGAAGCUCUCCACCUUAAGGAACGCUACUAUCCAAGCGAUGAGUAAUUUACUCAGCGCAAACAUAGACAGUGGCUUAAUGCAUUCAAUCGAUCUCGGCUAUAACCGCGACCUGCAGACACGUGCAGCUUUUAUGGAAGUGCUGACUAAAAUUCUCCAACAAGGAACAGAAUUUGACACACUGGCGGAAACUGUUUUAGCUGACAGAUUUGAACAACUUGUUCAGUUAGUUACUAUGAUCAGUGAUAAAGGCGAAUUGCCUAUAGCGAUGGCCCUGGCUAAUGUCGUCACGACCAAUCAGAUGGACGAGCUGGCAAGAGUCUUCGUUACGCUUUUUGAUGCCAAGCAUUUAUUAUCGCCUUUAUUAUGGAACAUGUUUUACCGUGAGGUGGAGGUCUCAGAUUGUAUGCAAACACUGUUUAGGGGUAAUAGUCUUGGCAGUAAAAUAAUGGCUUUUUGCUUUAAAAUAUACGGUGCCAGUUACUUACAAGGAUUGCUAGAACCUCUUAUCAGACCUCUUUUGGAUGAUCCAAUGACGAGCUUUGAAGUUGACAGUGCAAGAAUCGAUGCAAAUGAAGAUAUAGAACGGAACGGUCGGAAUUUGAUCGCUCUUACUCAAAAAGUUUUCGAUUCCAUCGUCUCUUCGGCGGAUAGAUUUCCACCGCAAUUGAGAUCGAUGUGUCACUGUCUCUAUCAAGUGCUAAGCAAAAGAUUUCCCCAGUGUCCUCAAAACAAUAUCGGUGCAGUUGGAACUGUGAUAUUUCUGCGUUUCAUUAAUCCGGCCAUUGUCUCACCCCAAGAAAUGGGAAUCGUGAAUAAGCAGGUACCUCCUCAAGUGAAAAGAGGACUUAUGUUAAUGUCCAAGAUUCUGCAAAAUAUUGCUAAUCACGUGGAAUUUAGCAAGGAGCAGCACAUGCUGCCUUUCAACGAUUUCCUCAGAGCUCACUUUGAGAUUGGUCGAAGAUUUUUUAUUCAAAUAGCAUCCGACUGCGAGACUGUCGACCAAGCGAAUCACCCGAUGUCUUUCAUAUCGGAUGCCAAUGUUUUGGCUUUACAUAGACUGCUGUGGAAUCACCAGGAACGAAUUGGAGACUAUCUGAGUAGUAGCAGGGACCAUAAAGCUGUGGGUAGGCGGCCUUUUGAUAAAAUGGCCACUUUGUUGGCUUAUUUAGGACCUCCUGAGCACAAACCAAUCGACUCGCAUCUACUGUUUUCAUCAUCUUACGCUCGGUGGUCCAGCAUCGAUAUGUCUUCUACUAACUUUGAGGAGAUAAUGGUGAAGCAUAAUAUGCACGAGAAAGAGGAAUUCAAAAGUAUCAAGACACUUAAUAUUUUUUAUCAAGCGGGAACAAGUAAGCAAGGCUAUCCGGUAUUUUAUUACAUCGCUAGGCGUUAUAAAAUCGGGGAGACAAAUGGCGAUUUGUUAAUAUAUCACGUAAUCUUGACCUUGAAACCAUUUUGUCAUUCGCCAUUUGAGCUCGUGGUUGACUUUACCCACACAUGUUCGGAUAACCGCUUCAGAACAGAGUUCCUGCAAAAAUGGUUCUACGUUUUACCUGAGGUUGCUUACGAAAACAUUCACGCAGCUUACAUAUAUAACUGUAAUAGUUGGGUGCGGGAGUACACCAAAUUUCAUGAUAGAAUAUUAGCACCCUUGAAAGGUAAUCGUAAGGUAGUUUUCAUCGAGGGUCCAGGUCGACUGAACGACGUGAUCGACGUCGAGCAACAAAAAUUGCCGGGAGCAACGUUGUCUCUCGAUGAAGAUCUUAAAGUUUUUACCAGUGCUUUGAAGCUCUCGCACAAGGACACCAAGAUAUCCGUCAAGGUGGGCCCAACUGCGAUUCAAAUCACUUCUGCGGAGAAAUGUAAGGUGCUCUCCCAUUCUGUACUUCUGAACGACGUAUAUUACGCCUCCGAAGUCGAAGAAGUAUGCCUAGUAGACGAUAACCAAUUUACAUUAACCAUUUCCAACGAGGCUGGCCCAUUGUCGUUUAUCCACAACGACUGCGAUAGUAUCGUCCAGGCCAUUAUCCAUAUCAGGAACAGGUGGGAACUGUCGCAGCCGGAUUCCAUGUCUGUCCAUCCGAAGAUUAGGCCUAAAGAUGUUCCUGGUACCCUCCUAAACAUGGCCCUGCUGAAUCUUGGCAGUUCGGAUCCUAAUCUUCGCACGGCGGCGUAUAAUCAGCUGUGUGCCUUGACAGCAACCUUCGACCUCAAGAUAGAGGGCCAAUUGCUAGAAACCUCAGGCUUGUGCAUUCCUUCAAACAACACGAUCUUUAUUAAACAUCUUAGCGAGACAUUAGCUGCUAACGAUCCUCAUUUGACUUUAGAAUUCCUAGAGGAGUGCAUUCAAGGUUUUCGAGUAUCUACCAUUGAGCUGAAACAUCUCUGCUUGGAAUACAUGACCCCCUGGUUGAACAAUCUUGUACGCUUUUAUAAACCUAACGACGAAGGUGGGAAACGCCAGAAACAAGUCACUCAGAUACUGGAAAAGCUGAUCACUUUGACAAUCGAGGAAGUUGAAAUGUAUCCGAGUAUACAGGCGAAGAUUUGGAGUACCAUAGGUAGAUUGCCAGAUCUUAUAGACAUUGUCUUGGACAAUUUUAUCCACAGAAGCGUGCGUUAUGGAUUAGGAUCGCCGAUGGUGGAGAUCAUGGCUGAUACUGCGGUUGCCUUAGCUUCUGGAAAUGUACAGCUCGUCGCAAAGAAGGUCAUUGGUCGCCUUUGCAGAGUCGUUGACAAGACUUGCACGUCUCCCACGCCUCUUUUGGAGCAGCACAUGAUGUGGGAUGACAUCGCUAUCUUGGCGCGGUACUUGCUGAUGUUGUCUUUCAAUAAUUGCCUAGACGUGGGGAAACAUCUGCCUUAUUUGUUUCAUACCGUCACGUUUCUCGUUUGCUCUGGGAGCCUAAGUAUGCGAGCUUCCACUCACGGCCUCGUAAUUAAUAUCAUCCACUCUUUAUGUACCUGCAAUUCACCUUCCUUCUCGGAAGACACCUACAGAGUUCUCAGGAUGAGCCUGGAUGAAUUCUCUCUGCCGAAAUUUUAUUUGUUAUUUGGGAUCAGCAAGGUUAAAUCGGCUGCUGUAACUGCCUUCAGAUCGAGCUAUAGACAUACUAAUGAGAAGUGGUUUGGAAAUGAACGUAACGUUGGAGCAAGCCAGGACAGAGAGAGACUUGCUCUUACCAGUCUAGAAGUUAUUACCGAUGCGUUACUGGAAAUUAUGGAGGCUUGUAUGAGGGACAUUCCUAAGUGCGAUUGGUUGAAAACCUGGACGUCACUUGCAAAGAGUUUUGCUUUUUGCUUCAAUCCUUCCCUACAACCUAGGGCUCUUAUUGUUUUUGGAUGUAUCAGUAAAAGCAUCACGGACCAAGAUGUUAAGCAACUUUUGAGGAUUCUAGUCAAAGCUCUUGAGAGCUUUAAUGAUAUUACGCUUUUGGAAGCCAUCGUUAUGUGUUUGACUCGUUUGCAACCACUUCUUAGGCCUGAAUCUUUAAUACACCGAUACUUAUUCUGGGUAGCUACUUCGGUACUCCAACUUGACGAAGCAUCUCUUUAUGCCUCCGGAUUGGCUUUACUCGAACAAAACUUACAUACUCUCGAUUCCCAGGGCACAUUUGACGAUAAGACCCUCGAACGGGUAAUGAUGUCGACAAGAGAACCUUUGGAAUGGCACUUUAAACAACUGGACAAUGCCGUUGGACUCUCUUUUAAGUCGAAUUUCCAUUUUGCUUUGGUGGGCCAUCUUCUAAAGGGUUAUCGUCAUCCUACACCGACCACUGUAACCAGGACGGCAAGAGUCCUGACGAUGUUGUUAGCCAUCGUCGCGAAACCUUUUAGACGGGAUAAAUUCGAAGUGACUCCUGAAAGCGUCGCAUAUCUUGCAGCUCUGGUGUCAGUAUCGGAAGAAGUUAGAAGCAGGUGUCACAUCAGACACUCCAUUGGCAGAAAUUCUGCUGAUUCUGGAAGUACCGAUUUUCUAGACACAUUGUCGCCGCCACAAAGUUCCGAAUCGUCCAGUGGCACAGUCAAUCCAACAAGUCGAAGACAAAAGUCCUGGGACCUUCUAGACCAGUCGGCAAUCGUCCAAGCCAGACAGCAAAAACAACACGCACCUCAUCCGACGGGCCGGAAUUUAUUUAAAACCCAGAGGUCCUUCUCCGUGCCGACCGCUAAGGAGACCAAAGCGGAUGAUGACUCGGAACCAAAGAACCGUAGCUCUAGAGUAAGCGUCAGUAAUGAGAACAACGUGCUGCUGGAUCCUGAAGUCUUGACCGACUUCUCAACGCAAACGUUAGUUUUAACUGUGCUAGCGACACUCGUUAAAUACUCCACGGACGAAGGCGAAACGCGAAUUCUCUAUCAGUACCUGGCUGAAGCUUCGGUCGUCUUUCCGAAGGUAUUUCCGGUUAUACAUAAUUUGCUGGACGCAAAAAUCAACAGUGUACUUUCGUCUUGCCACGACCAAGUCAUUUUAACUGCUGUGCAGAAUAUUAUACAGAAUAUGAUAGCUUGCGAGGACACGAGCCAGCAGCAACUGCACUACCUACAAAGUUGUGGUUUCGGAGGCCUAUGGAGAUUUGCUGGACCAUAUACGAAGUGUAAUUGUACUGCAGAGAGCGCUGAGCUUUUCGUCAACUGUUUAGAGGCUAUGGUAGAAACUUGCUUGCCAGUUGAAGAAUGCGAUGUCAGCAACGAGCCUACUGUGGAAGGGUCAAAACGAGCGGAUGGUAAUCGGAUGAGCUCUUCCUCGAGCGUAACUUCUUCUACUUCAAGCUCUACGGAUUGCUCAGCUGCACCACAUGUACACAAUGAAGAAGGUGAUAAGAACGGCAAAGGGAAAGACUCGUCGAUUCUUCAAGAUCAGAGCGAUAUAGGACGCGAGGCACAGAGCCCAGGACAAGGAAGUCGAGUCGAAGGCGUAAGUCGUAGUAAUGAUGGUCGUGCACAUCCCUAGCGGUUAGUCUGCCACUCUGGAUGACGUCGUGGCGACCAGGAACCAGGAUAUGUCGGCCAGUCAAUGCAGAGACCCUCGAGGAAUCCAACGGUCUUGGGUCCAUGCUAUUGCUGCUACAUGUCCAGCCAGAUCAACCCUGUACCGUCCACCUCCAACUAAUGAGGCACGACGAAGGUAUAAAAGGAUGUCAGUACUGCAGAAACUUAACGGUUUUGCUUAUCCGUGACGUAACUUUGAUCCGAGGUAUAAAUACCGAAGACAAAUGACUUGCUACUGUAAGAAGUUUGCUGCUUUGGAAGCUCUAAGGUCAUACCGAAACCACGAUGGAAUGAAUUCGGAUAUUUUUCGACUCGCUUCCUUGCACCAGAUAGCAGGGAAUACAGGCGGUCACAUCGAAGUCCCGAGGGACAAGCUACAUCCGAUAAGAAUAUCGAAACACCGCGAGACUUAUUCGACAGACAACGAUCGAGCCUACGACUUGGCGCGCUUCUCGCUUCGCGCUUUCGGAGCGAGUACUUGGGGCCCUUCGUAAGCUAAUCACCAUUUAAUCGGUUAUUUCCUAUUUAGAAAAGUACAAAGUGAGAUCACGCCUGUGACCCUGAUCCUGCAGCCAUCUACAGAUAGAUGUAGCUACUUGUAGAACGAUUGCGACGUCAUGCAAGCCGGUUAUGUCGUUACAAAGCUCAAUUUAUUUCUCUUGCUAUGUAUUAUUUGUAAUUUAAAGUUUAAUCGUCGGUGGAGCUCCGCAAUGAGCGAUCCGCUGUUAAAAGCGGCCUCGUAUUCGAUCCGGCUAACAUUUUGUACGGUACCGUGGAUCGGUAAAACAAUUGUUAGACAAUGUCCACCUGCUGCGGGCGGCGUGUACUCGGAUGAUUGUAAAGUCGCAAGAUAGUCACAAAGGAAUUGAACAAACGGACUUUUCCUUUGGUUUCUUUCGCUUUGAUGGAAGGAUUUGAUAGAGUGAUGUACAGUCUGAAUGGAACCGGUGAAAUUCAGAAUACAACGUGUACAUCUACGAAUGUAUAGAUAGACGUAUAGACUGCUUGGAAGGGCGGACCAAAAAUAUGCUAUAGAAAUGUGGAUCGCUUAAUUUAAAUCGUUUUGCACUUUAUUUUCUAAGGAAAGUCGGUACCGAUCUGUCAAAUUCUUCUAUCUGGAAGAGAGUUCAUGAUACAUAUAUAUCUAACGAAUAAAUUUAAUAGAUUCUUUAUCAUUGUGAAUGUUUUGAGGAUGUUUAGAACUUUAAAUAAAAGUUUAAUAAAUGUUUUAAAGCGAUGUGGAACCGUAGAUAAAAAUGUUCUUUUAAAAAUCAGUUUGGGAAACAUCUUUCGGAACGGAACUUGAGAGAGUUAAGGAAUUCCGUAAUUCAGAAUUAGCGGAAAUUCUGAUAAGGAAUAGUCGAGCCAUUGCGCUGUAACGUUAAUAGUAGAAUGGCCGUGCGCACAAUGACGAUAGUAGUAAAUGGGGGAUAAAUAAUCUGCGAGCAUAUUUGAAUAUUUUCUUGCCACCUAAAAUCUAAUAUUUAAGAUUACCACCAUAGUAUCGAUCAUAGCUGAUAUAUUGAUUCGUUCAUAUGUCACUGCGGAGAGACUAACGUAAAUGUUGAUCUCCAUAAUACAAUUCUCAGGUACCUUUGUCUUUAGACCAAAUUUUAGGAAUUAAAAGAAAAAGGAAGAAAUCGUUUGUUCAAAUAUUCUCGAGACAAUGCGACACAGACCAUUAUAUUGUAUGGAAUUAUCCUGGAAAGAUAUACCUCAAAAGCCGAAGUUUUGUUAAGUGAACUGCAUACGCGAUCCUUCGUUUUAAAGUGGCACUAUAUUUGUAUUUUUACAGGUGUGAAUAAUAGUCCAGUCGAUGAAUGCGAAUCUGUCGGGAGCAUGUGUUGCAUUUGAAGGUACUUGUAAAUAUAUAUAUUUCUGACGUAGACAUUCGUACUAGAAUUACGUACGGAUGAUUUUGUAAGUGCGUAUGCGAAAUCGAUCACAGUAAUGCUCCUUCACAUCAACGUCGACGUGUGUGAAAUUCUUUGUAAUAUGUCAGAUUGCUUUUACUAGUCCGAUGAUAUACGAAAAAUAGUAACCAUGAUUCUUUGGUUUUGAUCAUUCCGCGCUUUUGAGUUACCAGUGUGAUAGAUUGUUACGUUAAAAUUGGCGAAUUUUUUCUUAGCCGUGGAUAGAUUAUUUAGAAUUAAUUCAACUUUUAAAACCCAUGAGAUCGACUACAUCAUACGUCUGUCUAAUUUGUUCGUAAUGAAUAUCUGAAAUACCUAUCAUUUCAUGAACGUGUCAAUAUACUUUUAAGGGGAUAUGAAAGGGUUAUUCUAUAUAUAUGAAACGUCAAAAUAUUUAUAAACCUUCUCCAAACUGAGUGGGCCAAAUCAUUUGAA
Messenger RNA from Orussus abietinus, 10820 nucleotides. It is a transcript of the gene Nf1, whose product is annotated as neurofibromin. The transcript has 25 exons. Gene Ontology annotation, biological process: regulation of GTPase activity. The record is from RefSeq and is a predicted model, not a curated record. Bases 134 to 8434 code for a protein of 2766 amino acids. Lineage: Eukaryota; Metazoa; Arthropoda; Insecta; Hymenoptera; Orussidae.